AUGGCAGACGGUAAAGACAUAGAUUCGGAUAUACAACAAUGGCAAAAUAUAAUGCAAGAAACCUAUACGAGUCUUUGUCCUUUCGAUUCCACAUCGAUUGAUGAUCUACGUCGAGUGACUGCACUCGUUCGGGCACCAUGGACUGAAGGUGGGCCCAUAAUGCAGCGAAUCGAAGAGAAACAUGUAGGAACUUAUUCAACUCGUAUUCGCCUUUAUUAUCCAAAUCAUGAUCAAGCAUGUCCAGUACUCAUCUACAUUCACGGAGGUGGUUACACUAUAUUCAACCUUGACACACACGAUCGAUUGAUGAGAGAGUAUGCGAGUCGAGCAAACGUCGUUGUCGUCGGUGUGGAUUACAGUCUAUCUCCAGAAGUAAAGUAUCCCCGAGCAAUCAAUGAAAUUGUAUCAGUCAUUCAAUGGUUAAGAGAACAGAAUGCCACAGAUUUAAGUAUCGAUGUGAAUCGUAUGGCAAUUGGUGGUGAUUCUGCUGGUGCCAAUCUUACCGUUGCAACAAAUCUACGACUAAGAGCACUGAACGAGCCAGUUCUUGUUGCUCAGUUGCUUAAUUAUGGUGUGUAUGAUCGUGUAAGACCUACAUCCGAUUCAUACGUACGUUACAAUGAUCCAAAAUAUCGAUUAAAUGCUGAGGAAAUGCAGUUCUACUUCAAUAAUUACAUUCGAAACGAGGCGGACUAUGAUGAUCCAUACGUAUGUCCUCUCCAUGCUGACCUUCAUGGUCUUUCAUCAAGUUUUCUAACGAUUACUGAAUGCGAUGUUCUCUUCGAUGAAAAUCGAUCGAUGGCCGAAGCGUUACGGAAAGCCAAUGUUAAAGUCGAAGAACACAUUUACCAUGGAACAACGCAUAGUUUUCUCGAAGCUGUUCGUAUUGCAACGAUUAGUAAUAAAGCUUUGGACGACGCCUGUCAAUGGCUUAUCAAACAAUUCUACUGA
Adineta ricciae is the source of this 951-nucleotide messenger RNA. NCBI's taxonomy places the organism in Eukaryota, Metazoa, Rotifera, Eurotatoria, Adinetida, Adinetidae. The record is from the annotation of a GenBank genome assembly.